AUGUUGAGGAUAGUGUCUGUCACUUGUGCUGUCUUAGCCGUUUCUGAUGCAUUCCUCUUCGGAGGCUCCGGCGGCGGUAGCUGCGGAUGCGCCCCACCACCACCUCCCCCAUCAUGCAGUUGUGCCCCUCCACCUCCAGCUCCAUGUGCUGCCCCCGCUCCUGCAUGUGGAGGUGCCGUAGGAGGAGGCUACGCUCAAGCACCAGCUGUCGGUGGACCGAUCGGUGGUUUCGGAGGCGCCGGAGGAUAUGCGGGACCUGCCCCAUACGGAGGAGGAGCAUUCCCAGGAGCCGGAGGCAGCUAUGCUGGUGCCGGAGGACUUGGAGGAGGUAGCUUCGGCGGUGUUGGCGGCGGAGCCGGAUAUGCUGCACCCGGAGGAGGAUUCGGAGGAAAUGGUGGAGGCUUCUCACAAGGUGGUGGUGCUGGAUAUGCCGGUCCCGCUCUCGGAGGAGGAGGUCCAGUCGGUGGUGCAGGAUACGCCGGUCCAGCAGUCGGAGGUGGAGGUCCAGUCGGUGGUGCCGGAUACGCCGGUCCAGCAGUCGGAGGCGGAGGUCCAGUCGGUGGUGCCGGAUACGCCGGACCAGCAGUCGGAGGUGGAGGUCCAGUUGGAGGAGCUUCAUACUCUGAAGGCCCAGCUGCCGGCGGAGUCGGUGGUGGCCAAGGAGGAUAUGCCGGAGCCCACUAA
Haemonchus placei is the source of this 684-nucleotide messenger RNA. NCBI's taxonomy places the organism in Eukaryota, Metazoa, Nematoda, Chromadorea, Rhabditida, Trichostrongylidae. The record is from the annotation of a GenBank genome assembly.